AUGGCCUCCCUCAGCCUCCAACUUAUAGGCUACAUCCUGGGCCUUCUGGGGCUGUUGGGCACGGUGGUGGCCAUGCUGCUUCCCAGCUGGCGAACAAGCUCUUACGUUGGUGCUAGCAUUGUGACAGCAGUCGGCUUUUCCAAGGGCCUCUGGAUGGAGUGUGCCACUCAUAGCACAGGCAUCACCCAGUGUGAUAUCUACAGCACCCUUCUAGGCCUGCCUGCCGACAUCCAGGCAGCCCAGGCCAUGAUGGUAACGUCCAGCGCCAUUUCCUCACUGGCCUGCAUUAUCUCUGUGGUCGGCAUGAGAUGCACAGUCUUCUGCCAGAACUCCCACGUCAAAGACAAAGUGGCUGUGGUGGGCGGAGUCUUAUUCUUCCUUGGGGGCCUUUUGGGCUUCAUCCCGGUUGCCUGGAAUCUUCAUGGAAUCCUGCGGGACUUCUACUCCCCACUGGUUCCUGACAGCAUGAAAUUUGAAAUUGGAGAGGCACUUUACUUGGGCAUUAUUUCCUCCCUGUUCUCCCUGGGAGGUGGAAUCAUCCUCUGCUUUUCCUGUACGUCCCAGCGAAAUCGCCCCAACUACUAUGAUGCCUACCAGGCUCAGCCCCUCACCACGAGGAGCUCUCCAAGGCCUGUUCAACCAUCCAAAACCAAGAAUGAGUUUAACUCCUACAGCCUAACAGGGUAUGUGUGA
This is a messenger RNA of Sorex araneus (European shrew), 693 nucleotides long. It is a transcript of the gene CLDN2, whose product is annotated as claudin 2. Gene Ontology annotation, cellular component: bicellular tight junction; plasma membrane. Lineage: Eukaryota; Metazoa; Chordata; Mammalia; Eulipotyphla; Soricidae. The coding region runs from base 1 to 693 and encodes 230 amino acids. The transcript has a single exon. Gene Ontology annotation, molecular function: structural molecule activity. Gene Ontology annotation, biological process: calcium-independent cell-cell adhesion; bicellular tight junction assembly. The record is from RefSeq and is a predicted model, not a curated record.